This is a messenger RNA of Ceratosolen solmsi marchali, 792 nucleotides long. RefSeq names its product chymotrypsin-2-like. The record is from RefSeq and is a predicted model, not a curated record. Gene Ontology annotation, biological process: proteolysis. Gene Ontology annotation, molecular function: serine-type endopeptidase activity. The transcript has 4 exons. NCBI's taxonomy places the organism in Eukaryota, Metazoa, Arthropoda, Insecta, Hymenoptera, Agaonidae. The coding region runs from base 1 to 792 and encodes 263 amino acids.
AUGUGCCUCCACUUCAACUCAAGCCAGCUUAUGUUUGAUUAUAUCCUCGGUAAAACAGUAAAAAUUAUUAACGGCGAAGAUGCAAAUAUUAAGGAUUUUCCAUUUAUGGUCUCGUUUAGAAUGCCAAAAGGAAAUCAACAUUUUUGUGGUGGUGCUAUCAUUACACAUUGGCAUAUUUUGACAGCGGCUCAUUGUUUAUAUGACAGAACAGAUUAUUAUUUGGUUAUAAAAAUUCAUAUGGGAUCUACCAGUGCUUGGAGAACAACUGAGUCCUAUAACGAGAUUAGUAAUGUUACUCUUCAUCCAGAUUUCCAAAUUUCAAGUACAAAAAAUGGCUCUCGCAACGAUCUUGCCGUGGUAAAGGUAUAUAAACAUUGUUUUUUAAUUAUUAAAUUAGUUAUAAAUAGGAUACGUUUCAACGAAUUUCAAAAAAAGGGAAUUCUUGCGAAAGAAGAGAAUAAACCAGGAGAUGAAGUUAUAAUGAUUGGUUGGGGACUUGUAGAGUAUCCAUCCACAUUCCAUAUAGAGCAGCUUCAAAAAGUUUCCACAAAAAUAAUGACCCCCGAUGCCUGUGUGUCGCGUACAAAGAUUCAAAUUUUAUCUCAAUACAUUUGUACCUUUACAAAAAUAGGAGUUGGCGGAUGUAUCGGCGACAGUGGAGGUCCAUUAAUUUUUAAAGACAAAAUUAUUGGUAUUUAUUCAUUUAGUACUCCAUGUGCAAGAGGUUACCCAGAUGUAUUUAUAAAAGUCAAGAAUUAUUUAAACUUUAUAGAAUCUGCUACUAAAAUGUAA